Molecule: messenger RNA, 3089 nt
Organism: Coturnix japonica (Japanese quail)
Lineage: Eukaryota; Metazoa; Chordata; Aves; Galliformes; Phasianidae
Gene: CNOT2
Product: CCR4-NOT transcription complex subunit 2
Biological process (GO): regulation of DNA-templated transcription
Cellular component (GO): CCR4-NOT core complex
Source: RefSeq, a predicted model, not a curated record
UGCCAGGCUGGGUGUAUGUCUGCGGGCCGAUGUGGAUGCGGGGCCGCCCCUGCCCUCACAAAAUGGGCGCCGAUCUCGGCAGCGGCGAAGCUCCGUGUUCCCGCCUGUUGCAGGCCCCGCGGAGCAGAGCGGCGCGGCAGCCCCGCGGCCUACGUGUCCCGCCGGCCCCAGGCGCAGGGCCGCGUCUCCCGCGGGAGGCGGAGGAAGCGCGGCGGAUCGGGCCUCGUUUCUCCUUCCCCCUUCUCCUCCUCCCGUCCCCUGGAUCCCUCGUCGCUCCUUAUCGCCGGGCGGCACGUCGCUCUCCCCGCCCCUCAGCGCCGCAGCGGGCCGAGCGGCGGCGGCGGCGGGGUCACGGCGUCGGCCGGGUCAGAGGGUAAAGGUUGCUCCCCCAGCAUCCUCCGUGCUGGAUACUCAGCCAUCUUGGAUCCGCGGGACAAGAAAAUUCAUGCGGUGACAAACAGCAUGUUUGGUGCUUCAAGGAAGAAGUUUGUAGAGGGGGUUGAUGGUGACUACCAUGAUGAAAACAUGUACUACAGCCAAUCAUCGAUGUUCCCACAUCGGUCAGAAAAAGAUAUGCUGGCAUCACCAUCAACAUCAGGUCAGCUGUCUCAGUUUGGGGCAAGCUUAUACGGGCAACAAAGUGCACUAGGCCUUCCAAUGAGGGGAAUGAGCAACAAUACCCCUCAGUUAAAUCGCAGCUUAUCACAAGGCACUCAGUUACCGAGCCACGUAACGCCAACAACAGGGGUACCAACAAUGUCACUUCACACGCCUCCAUCUCCGAGCAGGGGGAUAUUGCCUAUGAAUCCUAGGAAUAUGAUGAACCACUCCCAGGUUGGUCAGGGCAUUGGAAUUCCCAGCAGGACAAACAGCAUGAGCAGUUCAGGGUUAGGCAGCCCCAACAGAAGCUCUCCAAGCAUAAUAUGUAUGCCAAAGCAGCAACCCUCUCGACAACCUUUUACUGUGAACAGUAUGUCUGGAUUUGGGAUGAACAGAAAUCAGGCGUUUGGAAUGAAUAACUCCUUAUCAAGUAACAUUUUUAAUGGAACAGAUGGAAGUGAAAAUGUGACAGGACUGGACCUCUCAGAUUUUCCAGCACUAGCAGACAGAAACAGAAGGGAAGGAAGUGGCAAUCCAACUCCAUUAAUAAACCCUUUAGCUGGAAGGGCUCCCUAUGUUGGGAUGGUAACAAAACCAGCAAGUGAGCAGUCCCAAGACUUUUCAAUACACAAUGAAGAUUUUCCAGCAUUACCAGGUUCCAGCUACAAAGACCCAACAUCAAGUAACGAUGAUAAUAAAUCUAAUUUGAAUACAUCAGGCAAAACAUCAUCCAGCACAGAUGGGCCCAAGUUUCCUGGAGAUAAAAGUUCAACUACGCAAAACAACAACCAGCAGAAAAAAGGGAUCCAGGUGUUACCUGAUGGUCGGGUUACCAACAUUCCUCAAGGGAUGGUGACGGACCAGUUUGGAAUGAUUGGCUUGUUAACAUUCAUCAGGGCAGCAGAGACAGAUCCAGGAAUGGUACAUCUUGCAUUAGGAAGUGAUUUAACAACACUAGGUCUCAAUCUCAACUCUCCUGAAAAUCUUUACCCCAAAUUUGCAUCACCUUGGGCAUCGUCACCUUGUCGACCUCAAGACAUAGACUUCCAUGUUCCAUCUGAAUACUUAACUAACAUUCACAUUAGGGAUAAGCUGGCUGCAAUAAAACUCGGCCGAUAUGGAGAAGAUCUCCUGUUUUAUCUCUAUUACAUGAAUGGAGGAGAUGUAUUACAGCUAUUAGCGGCAGUAGAGCUAUUUAACCGGGAUUGGAGAUACCACAAAGAAGAACGAGUAUGGAUCACCAGGGCACCCGGAAUGGAGCCAACAAUGAAAACCAAUACGUACGAGAGGGGAACAUAUUACUUCUUUGACUGUCUUAACUGGAGGAAAGUAGCUAAGGAGUUCCAUCUGGAAUAUGACAAAUUAGAAGAAAGGCCUCAUCUGCCAUCAACCUUCAACUACAACCCUGCUCAGCAAGCCUUCUAAAGACUUCCCUUUUCUUGGGGUAUGGCUGUCUCAGCACAAUACUCAACAUAACUGCAGAACUGAUGUGGCUCAGGCAUCCUGGUUUUAAUUCCUUGAGGAUCUGGCAAUUGGCUCAUGCGAAGGGUCACCAUUUGAGGUCCUGCCUUACUAAUUAUGUGCUGCCCAACAACUAAAUUUGUAAUUGUUUUUUCUUUAGUUUGAGCAGGGUCUGAAUUUUUGUUUUUGUUUUAUUUUUUUGCCAGCAGACAAGCUUGGGUCUGUAAAGACAAGCGAGUACACUGACAAAAGUUUACCACUUAGUUUUCCAAAAUGUAAAAAGUCAAAAAAUAAGAAAAAAGACAAAAAAUUAGACAACAACAAAAUUUGCAUUGUUCAUUGUAGCACUAUUGGUAAUAAAAAAUGUUUGUGCAUUUUUAUGUGAAGAUCCUUCUCGUAUUUCAUUUGGAAAGAUGAGCAAGGUUUGCUUCCUUCAUUUUACUUCCCCUUCUGUUUUUGAAAGGCAGUUUUCGCCAAGCUUAAUGCAAGAAUAUCUGACUGUUUAGAAGAAAGAUAUUGCCACAGUCUCUGGUUAGUUUCCAGAGUUGUGUAUUACUGAGCUUCAUCUUUCCAGAAUGAGCAAAACACUGUCCAGUCUUUGUUACGAUUUUGUAAUAAAUGUGUACAUUUUUUUUAAAUUUUUGGACAUCACAUGAAUAAAGGUAUGUAUGUACGAAUGUGUAUAUAUUAUAUAUAUGACAUCUAUUUUGGAAAAUGUUUGCCCUGCUGUACCUCAUUUUUAGGAGGUGUGCAUGGAUGCAAUAUAUGAAAACGGGACAUUCUGGAACUGCUGGUCAGGGGACUACUUUGUCGCCCUGUGCACUAAAGGGCCAGAUUUUCAGCAGCCAAGGACAUCCAUACCCAAGUGAAUGUGAUGGGACUUAAGUGAACUGAGACAAUUCACUCUGGCUGUUUGAACAGCAGCGUUUCAUAGGAAGAGAAAAAAAAAAAAAAAAAGAUCAAUCUUGUAUUUUCUGACCACAUAAAGGCUUCUUCUCUUUGUAAUAAAGUAGAAAAGCUCUCCUCAC